AACGACACUUGACAAGUAGCUAGCAAUUAUUAUUACCAGAUUGUCUAAUGGCCAAGCCUAUAUUUUUGUCUAGUGUAGUUUAGAAUACGUUUUAGCUUUUUGAGUCACCUUAAAUAUUGUAAAAAAAACAAUGGUUGUCAAAGUGUAUAUUAGUGGUAUUUCGGGAAACAAGGAAGUAAAAAAGAGACAGCAACGAGUUUUAAUGAUACUCGAUUCGAAGAACAUAAAAUAUGAAAUAAUCGACAUAACAGAGCCCGGGCGCGAGUCUGAUAAGGAUUUUAUGCAAAACAAUGCCAAAUCAAACGGCGGUACUGUCAGCGACCCCAACCCUCGUUCACCGCUUCCUCCUCAAGUUUUCAACGAUGAAGAAUAUUGUGGAGACUAUGACCAGUUUGAUCUUGCCAAUGAAGUGGACACCUUAGAACAGUUUUUAAAAGUAGAAGUACCAUCAGAGGAGCCUCAGGCAACUGUUGCAAAUGGGGAUAUUACAACGGAAGAGCCCAAGGAUGAAGUGACACAACAUGAUACCAAUGGUGCAGAAGGAGGUCAACAGAAUGAUGAAGCCAAUGAGUCUUCACAAGACAAGGAAGACUCACACCUAGGAGAUGCAACACCCUCAGAAGGCACAGAAUUAGCAAAAGAGUCUUCUGUAGAAAAAGAGUCAGCAGAUAGAUUAAAACCUGAUGAGGAAGAAGAAAUACAGACUGAAGCAUCUGCACCGUUAGAAGAGACAAAUUUAGAAUCUAAAAAAUCCUCUAAAGAGAACACACCCUUAAAAGAUGAGAUAGUAAAUGAGAAUGGUGCAGUUAGCUCUCGGGAGCAAUCCAAGGAGAAAGAGAUUGCUGAAAUAGAGAGUGUCAAGGAAAAUCCCUCAGAAGCUCUCAUUGAAAGUGAACAGGCGGCUGCCGCUGAAUGAAUACAGCUUGUUCCACGCUUAUCAGCUCAAAUCAUAUUAGCACUAAGCAAGCACUUCUCAUCUAAAUCAUUAUUUAUAAUCAUUGUUCACAUUAAUUGCAAAAUUAUAUUGAAUCAUUGUAUAUAACAAAAGUAUUGUUGAGAUAUUGUGUUAUGUAGCUUUGUAUAAAGUUACUAAUUUAAUGGAGUGGCCUACGAUCAUUUAUCAUUAGACUGUAAUAAGUUUUACUUUACUGUUGGAUAUAUUGUAACAAUUGUGUUUGUAAUUUUAACGUUUCAAACUAUUCAUUAUUAACUCUUCUAGAUGUGCCUCCAUUUACAAGGAUUUACUUUGAAUUUUAGAAGCAUGUUAAAGUUAAAAAUGUUUUGCCUUAGCUAUUCUAAACCUUUGGUAUAAGAAGAUAGUUUUAGAAAAAUGAG
This is a messenger RNA of Zerene cesonia (dogface butterfly), 1335 nucleotides long. RefSeq names its product SH3 domain-binding glutamic acid-rich protein homolog (gene Sh3beta). Gene Ontology annotation, cellular component: cytoplasm. Lineage: Eukaryota; Metazoa; Arthropoda; Insecta; Lepidoptera; Pieridae. The record is from RefSeq and is a predicted model, not a curated record. The coding region runs from base 131 to 916 and encodes 261 amino acids. The transcript has 4 exons.